AUGGUGAGUUCUCAGAUUUUUGAAGCUUUUGGGCCUGUGGAGCUUGUGCAACUUCCUACUGAUCCUGAGACAGGACACUGCAAAGGUUUCGGGUUUAUUCAAUUUGCACAGCUUGAACAUGCAAAGGCAGCUCAAAGCUUGAAUGGGAAACUGGAGAUUGCCGGGCGGACUAUCAAGGUUUCAUCUGUUACAGAUCACGUUGGAGUGCAAGAUUCAGGAGCCAAAACUGCUGAUUUUGAUGAUGAUGAUGGGGGUGGUCUGGCUUUAAAUGCUCAAUCCAGGGCAUUGCUUAUGCAGAAGCUGGAUCGCAGUGGUAGUGCCACAAGUGUCACCAGGUCCGUUGGAACACCCAUGCUCAAUGGAUCAGCUCCAUCUCAACAAGCUAUUAGCUUGCCUAUCAGUGGGCCGGCUGCAGUUCCUGCUCAAGUUUUUUCAUCACAAAUUGUUACAGCCUUGGAACCUAUUGGGAACCCCAGCGAGUGUUUACUUUUGAAGAACAUGUUUGAUCCAGCCUCUGAGGCUGAUCCAGAGUUCGAUAUGGACAUCAAAGAGGAUGUAGAAGAAGAAUGUUCCAAGUAUGGAUGGGUCAAGCAUAUAUAUGUGGACAAGAACAGUGCUGGUUAUGUAUAUUUGCGGUUCGAAAAUGUGGAAGGAGCACAACGUGCUCAACAAGCAAUGCAUAAGAGAUGCACUGCUGCAAGAAAAAUAAAUAAAGCAAAAGAAACAGCAAAGCAAAUGGGAGGAAUGUGA
Molecule: messenger RNA, 750 nt
Organism: Ilex paraguariensis (yerba mate)
Lineage: Eukaryota; Viridiplantae; Streptophyta; Magnoliopsida; Aquifoliales; Aquifoliaceae
Source: the annotation of a GenBank genome assembly